AUGGCGGACGAGGAACCAGCACAAAACAGGUCCUUUCCAAUGCCUCCAGACUACUUCUGGAAAGACUUUACACCCCAAAACAUCGAACGCAUCCAACAGCUGCGCAAUGAAUACAAGGAUGCCACCGGCCUUGACCCCCCGCUUCGAUUACCUUCGCUGCCCGAAGAACUAUGGCACCUCCAACCGCCGCCAGAACCAGCAGAUGGCAAAUGGAAAGUCUUUGGAGAUACGUAUACCCUCAAAGACGAACUCCCCACGCUCGAGGACCAAAACAUCCAACGAGUGAUCCCGACGCCGCCGCCAGCCGACGCCGCCGUGCCCGCGCACGCCGACCGCGCCCUCGUCAUGAAGCGGCUGGCCAAGUCGAUCCUGCUCAACUUUCUGGAGCUGGUGGGCACAAUGGCGGUACAGCCGGCGCACGGCGAGGACAAGGUGGCCGACAUAUCGGCGUUGCUCAUGAACAUGGAGCACGCCAUCAAUGAGUACCGCCCGCACCAGACGCGCGAGCAGCUCAUACAGACCAUGCAGGAGCGCCUCGACCGCACCCGCGCCGAGACGGCCGCCCUCCGCGCCGCUGCGGACAAGGCCAGGCGCGUCCUCGAGGGCCUGGGGAGCAUAAAGGUCCCCACCAGGGAGGAGCUGCUGGGCGACUGGGCCGUCACGAGCGAGGAUUUGGCCAGGGAGGAGGACGCGCGGAGGAGGAAGAGGCAGGCUGAGUGCUGGGAGGCUAUGGAUGCUGCGUUUGCGUAG
Pyricularia pennisetigena is the source of this 750-nucleotide messenger RNA. RefSeq lists its product as uncharacterized. NCBI's taxonomy places the organism in Eukaryota, Fungi, Ascomycota, Sordariomycetes, Magnaporthales, Pyriculariaceae. The coding region runs from base 1 to 750 and encodes 249 amino acids. Gene Ontology annotation, biological process: regulation of transcription by RNA polymerase II. Gene Ontology annotation, cellular component: core mediator complex; mediator complex. The record is from RefSeq and is a predicted model, not a curated record. Gene Ontology annotation, molecular function: transcription coregulator activity. The transcript has 2 exons.